CGUCGUUCUGAUGAAGGCGUGGCUUCAGAGGAGGGGGUGGUGACGUGAACUUUACUCUUAUUCAUUGCUGUGUAGAUGGUUUGCAGAGAUUGUGCAGAGAUUCUGCUGCAACGCCAGCACUGGUGAAACUGAGGUUGUCUGAAAAAUGACGUCAGCAGGACAGCGAAUCAGGUCUCUGUACCAGUGGGUAGUGGAAAAUGGAGACAAGAGGACUGACCCGUGGCUGCUGGUCUACUCCCCCGUCCCCGUGUCACUCAUCUUCCUGCUGUAUCUCUGUGUGGUCUGGGCCGGCCCCCGUCUGAUGAAGCACAGGGAACCUGUUGACCUCAGAGCUGUCCUCAUUGUUUACAACUUCUCCAUGGUCGGCCUUUCUGCGUACAUGUUCUACGAGUUCUUGGUCACAUCCUGGCUCUCAAACUACAGCCUACUGUGUCAGCCGGUAGAUUACAGCACCAGCCCUUUGGCCAUGAGAAUGGCCAGUGUGUGCUGGUGGUUCUUCUUCUCCAAGGUCAUAGAGCUGAGUGACACCCUCUUUUUCAUCCUGAGGAAGAAGGACAGCCAAGUAACGUUUCUUCACGUCUACCAUCACGCCACCAUGAUCUUUAACUGGUGGUCUGGGGUCAAGUAUGUGGCAGGAGGACAGUCCUUCUUCAUCGGCCUGGUCAACACCUUUGUUCACAUCGUGAUGUAUUCCUACUACGGCCUGGCUGCUCUGGGGCCUCACAUGCAGAAGUACCUGUGGUGGAAACGAUACCUCACACGCCUGCAGCUGCUGCAGUUCCUGAUGUUUCUCUUACACACCGGCUACAACCUGUUUGCAGAGUGCGACUUUCCAGACGCCAUGAACCUGGUGGUGUUUGGUUACUGCGUCACCCUCAUCAUCCUCUUCAGUAACUUCUACUAUCAGAGCUACCUGAGCAGGAAGAAAAAGAAAUGAGAUGCAACGACAAGCAACAAUAGGCCAGUUGCACUGGGGGGUUUUUCUGUCUGUAAUACUUACCAGUGACCAGUAGAGGGCAUUACACACCUGCAAGACGUUUACUAAGCUAUUCAAAACUGCAGGAAAUCUAAAUACCUCAAAGAAACAACCCUUUAAAGACCAAACAUUUUAUUAAUCCUUAAACUGAGAAAAAAAAUCAAAAACAAACAAACUGUCAAAUAAUCAAUGUAAACAAACUGUACAUUUUUAGACAUAUAUAUAAUAAUGUUUUUAAUGGUUAACGUUAAGUCAUGAGCCCCAAAAAACGAACAAAUCACAGCAACAAACGCACAUAUGCAAAAAAACACAUCUCCACUGUCACAACAACACAGCAAAAACGAUGUUGUCUCUUAUACACAUCAGUCUGAAGUGGAUUCAAUGGGUUUGAUUUGUGGAAUAAAGAGAAAGAGGAAAAAAAAA
Molecule: messenger RNA, 1399 nt
Organism: Cynoglossus semilaevis (tongue sole)
Lineage: Eukaryota; Metazoa; Chordata; Actinopteri; Pleuronectiformes; Cynoglossidae
Gene: elovl8b
Product: ELOVL fatty acid elongase 8b
Exons: 8
Coding region: 146-937 (263 amino acids)
Biological process (GO): fatty acid elongation, polyunsaturated fatty acid; fatty acid elongation, monounsaturated fatty acid; very long-chain fatty acid biosynthetic process
Cellular component (GO): endoplasmic reticulum membrane
Molecular function (GO): fatty acid elongase activity
Source: RefSeq, a predicted model, not a curated record